CGAGAGCUGAUCGAUGACGUCAGUGAGGUCAAAGUUGAGCGACUCCCAAUGAGGUGCAGCGAAAGAAAUUCUGACCGUCUCUGUCCACAGAAACAAAACAAUGCCACGACCAACGGCAAAUUUAAAAUUUUCAUCUCAGUGAGCUCCUGUCAUGUAAGUACCUGAUCCUCACUAUGGAUGAAAGCAGUCUGGAAGAAGCCAUCAAGACCUACAGCGCUCAGCUUCAGCAGGUGGAGGUGGCGUUAUCUGCUGGUUUGGGCUCAGCAGAGCAGGCUGACCUCCUGAAGCUAAAGGAGGACCUGCAGCAGCUCAUUGAGCUCACAGAGUCCAGCCUGGUGUCUGUCAAAAAAAGCCAGUUGCUGGCCUCUUUGGAGGAGCCUUCGACAAACCAAAAUGCCACAUCUGUUACUCAAGAAACGGCUUUAGGGGAUGAGUUUGCUGCUUUCUAUUCUGAACUGUCAGAGGACUCUGCUGAGGUGAAACAAAACACUGAACCGGAUGAGGAGGAAGAGGUGGAUAUAAGUGGAACUAAGGUAUGUGCUCCUUACCGUACCUCAUGGGGAACCCUAGAGUACCAUAACGCCAUGGUGGUCUGCCCUGAAGAGCCAGAAGGAGAAGAGGCUCGAGUCCGGGUGCUUUACCUUCAUCCCACAAACAAAUGCAUGAAACCCUGUGGCUUCUACCUUGAGGACAAAUGCCGCUUCAUGGACAACUGCAGGUACUCCCAUGGUGAGGUGGUGUGUGUAUCAGAGCUCAGGGACUUCCUGGAGGCUGACAUCAGUAACAUGGAGUCGGGCUCUGCGUGUUUGGCCAAGCAUGAAGAUGGCAUCUGGUACCCGGCCAGAAUAUCAGAGAUUGAAGGUGGCUUGUACACAGUGAAAUUUGACUCGCUGCUGUUGAAGGAGGCUGUGCUGGAGGCUGAUGGGAUCAUUCCUCCUCUUCGUCAAGAUGAUGGUUCCUCCUCUUCCUCAUCAGACUCUGAGGAUGAUACAGACCAUUGUGAUGCCGCCUAUGCUAAAGUAUUCGCAUCAAGGGAGGAGGAUGUGGCCCAGGUAAACAGCGCAGAGUUUUGUGGUUGGGAGGCUCACACGCGUGGCAUUGGCUCCAAGCUCUUGCUGAAAAUGGGUUAUGAGCUUGGUAAAGGUUUGGGGAAGACCCUCUCUGGUCGAGUAGAGCCGGUUCAGGCAGUGGUUCUUUCGAAAGGCAGCUCAUUGGACAUAUGUGCUGAGCUCACGCAGAGAAAGACUGCAGCCGCUGUCGCUAAGGAUAAACCAGCCUCUCGUAAACCGAAGGCUAAAAAGAGGAAAGCCGCCACAUCAACACGCUGCAAUGUUUUUGAUUUCCUGAACUCUAAGCUUGGUGAUAGAGCUCAGUCUGCGUCUCAUUCAUCAAGCUCAUCAGUCACUGGUGCAGAGGCCUACAGAGCUGGAAAGAGCACCAAACGUUCCCUGAACGUUCGUCUGUUCCAGGCUACAGAGAAAGUAGCUCAAGUGGAGAGAGAGAUUCAGCAACUCACAAAGUCUCUCAGUAGACGAAAUGGAAGGGAUGCGACAGUGGUCAGUCGAAUCGAGGAGAAGCUCACUGCUUCCCGCAAGUUGCUGGAGCAGCUGAAGGCUCAGGAACAGACCAUUCAGAGAGAGCAGAAGAAAGCAGACACGCAUAAGAAAAUGACUGAAUUCUGACAAAUCUACUUUUUGUUUUUAUGCUGUUAUUUGGGAUUUUGUUUAGUGUGUAUAAACAUUAAUACAUCUAUCGGUUAUAUCAAAACUUUAUAAACAUGUCUAUACGAUAAUGAAUGUGUGAAAUGCAUUUUUAUUUGUUUAUAGCCCAUCAGAAUCUCACUCUGUGACAUAAAGAAUGGCAUCUGAUAUUUAAACUCAAUUCCUUUAAAUGUUUCUUUUAAUGAUCCAGUCCAUUUAGACACACAAAGACAGUGUGAGACAUUACUUGCAAUAAAUUUAUAAAACAAUGUGUUUAGUAUAUAGUAUACGUUUCCUGAGAAGUCAAUUUUCUGGAAAAUAGGAGAAAAAGAGUAGAAAAAAAGGACAGUCCAUCAUUGUUAAUCUUAAUCUGCAGCAUGUUGGUUGAUAAUGCAUUUUAAUAAAUGGGACAGCACAGAGAAAACCGUUCUGAAACUGCUCAAACAC
Onychostoma macrolepis is the source of this 2147-nucleotide messenger RNA. RefSeq names its product zinc finger, CCCH-type with G patch domain (gene zgpat). The transcript has 7 exons. Gene Ontology annotation, cellular component: nucleus. Gene Ontology annotation, molecular function: RNA polymerase II cis-regulatory region sequence-specific DNA binding; DNA-binding transcription factor activity, RNA polymerase II-specific; metal ion binding. Lineage: Eukaryota; Metazoa; Chordata; Actinopteri; Cypriniformes; Cyprinidae. Gene Ontology annotation, biological process: regulation of transcription by RNA polymerase II; negative regulation of DNA-templated transcription. Bases 174 to 1682 code for a protein of 502 amino acids. The record is from RefSeq and is a predicted model, not a curated record.